AUGGGCAACGACAACCCAACCAACGCCUCUAAUGUGAGGUCAGAUCGCGUGGUCACAAAUUCCCAGGGAAACCCGAUAAACGAGCCCUUUGCCACACAGCGCGUAGGCCAAUAUGGACCGCUUCUGCUCCAGGACUUCACUCUCCUUGACUCCCUCGCCCACUUCAACCGUGAGCGUAUUCCUGAGCGUAACCCGCAUGCGCAUGGUUCAGGGGCUUUCGGUUACUUUGAAGUUACCGACGACAUCACGGAUGUGUGCGGCUCAGCCAUGUUCAAUGAAAUUGGAAAGAAGACCAGAUGCAUGGUCCGUUUCUCGACUGUUGGUGGUGAGAAGGGCUCUGCUGACACUGCCAGAGACCCUCGUGGAUUUGCUACCAAGUUUUAUACCGAAGAGGGUAAUUUGGAUUGGGUGUACAAUAACACGCCGGUAUUCUUUAUCAGGGACCCUGCCAAAUUCCCCCACUUCAUUCAUACCCAAAAACGUAAUCCAGAGACGAAUCUCAAGGAUGCGAACAUGUUUUGGGACUUCCUAACCACCCCUGAGAACCAGGUUGCCAUUCAUCAAGUUAUGAUUCUCUUCAGCGACCGGGGUACUCCGGCCACCUAUAGAAACAUGAACGGAUACUCCGGGCACACCUACAAGUGGUCUAACAAGAAAGGCGAGUGGUUCUACGUCCAGGUCCACAUCAAGACAGAUCAAGGCAUCAAGAACCUGAAUAAUGAAGAGGCUGUCAAGAUUGCUGGCGAAAACCCUGACUACUGCGGCCAAGACCUAUUCAAAAAUAUUAAGGAAGGCAACUUCCCAACUUGGACUGUUUAUAUUCAAACUAUGACGGAAGCAGAGGCCCAAAAGCUGCCUUUUUCAGUUUUCGACCUGACAAAGGUGUGGUCUCAUAAGCAAUUCCCUCUGCGCCGUAUUGGCAAAAUGGUACUCAACGAAAAUCCAAAGAACUAUUUUGCUCAAGUCGAACAGGUUGCAUUCUCCCCAAGCCACACAGUUCCCUACCAGGAAGCAAGCGCUGACCCUGUGUUGCAGUCCCGGUUGUUCGCUUACCCUGAUGCUCAUAGACACAGGUUGGGCGCAAACUAUCAUCAGAUUCCUGUCAACUGCCCAUAUGCUUCACGGGUUUUCAACCCAUCUAUUAGAGAUGGUCCAAUGAAUGUGGACGGAAACUUGGGUUCUGAGCCCAAUUAUUUAUCAACGGCGAAAAGUUACAACUACACACAGGCGUCUAAACCCAUUCAACAGCAUCAAGAGGUGUGGAACGGCCCAGCUUUGCCAUUCCACUGGGCCACUUCUCCGGGUGAUGCUGACUUUGUUCAGGCCAGAGGUCUAUACAAUGUUUUGGCUCGCACUCCUGGCCAACAGCAAGCACUGGCUCACAAUGUUGCUGUUCACGUGGCCAACGCCUGCCCAGAAAUCCAAGAGCGAGUGUUUGCUAUGUUCUCGCGUGUUGACAAGACGCUAGGCCAAAGCAUCAAGAGAGAGGCGUUAUCUAUAUCGCCCCGCAGCAGUAGCCAGCAAGCCAAAUUGUAG
Messenger RNA from Lachancea thermotolerans CBS 6340, 1536 nucleotides. RefSeq names its product catalase A (gene CTA1). The transcript has a single exon. Gene Ontology annotation, cellular component: peroxisome; cytoplasm; mitochondrion. The record is from RefSeq and is a predicted model, not a curated record. Gene Ontology annotation, biological process: response to hydrogen peroxide; hydrogen peroxide catabolic process. Lineage: Eukaryota; Fungi; Ascomycota; Saccharomycetes; Saccharomycetales; Saccharomycetaceae. Gene Ontology annotation, molecular function: catalase activity; heme binding. Bases 1 to 1536 code for a protein of 511 amino acids.